AUGGACGAGAUUGAGCCUGAAAUUAGAAAAAAGCUUUGCGGAAAGGAAGAGGGUAUUCGUGGUCGACCUAGAAAACCAAACUCCACAGGCACAGCAGAAGACGAACUACUGAAAACCAUCACUGCAAUUGCUAUUACGGGCUCUGCAUCUGAUGAUCGUCGUCGUACGGAAAUGAUUCGUACUGUCAAGACGCUAGACGACCUAACCGAUGAACUACAGAAACGUGGGUAUCAACUUUCGCGUAGCGCAGUUUAUCUACGUCUUUUACCUCGCAAAUCCUUGAGCAUCGAAGGAAAAAGGCAUGUAAAAACUGCGCCAGUAAGGUUAAUCAGAGCACAGAAUACUCAGCAUAGGAACCAUCCAGACACAAAAUUUGCAAGAUCGUCAAUACAGAGCCUGGAAGAGAUUGCUUCAUUACUUGGCCCCGAAGAAGUUACUUUCCACAGCCAGGUUAUAAUAUUUAGUACAAAAAUACAAUUCUGUUUUAUGGUAACUUUUCUUUGAAAUUAAGCAAAAAAUUUCAUGUUAUACGUUUUCAAAUUCUAUUUUUAAUAGGAUGAUAAAGCUCGUGUCCCCAUAGGUCUAACAGCAGCGAACAAGCAAAGCCCGAUGAUGAUGCAUAUGCAAUAUCGUGUUCAGCUAUCAGAUCACGACUUUGUCGUGGCAAAAUCUCAUAAGCUAAUUCCGUCCGUUAUAGCAGCUAUGAAAGUGAAAGAAAACUGUAUAGGAGAACAGGUAGAUCUAUUCGCCAUCAAGAGAAUUAUUUUUUCAAGUUGCAUUGACCAGUUUAAAAUACAUUAAAUUAUACACAAUUCUAAUUCAAUGAAUUUGUGUUCUUCUUACAUCUCUUAAGGGUGUUACAUAUUCUGGACCAACCUACGUAGGAAUUCGCAGCGCAAAACACACGUCGUCAUCAGCGUAUGCAUAUUUAAAGGAUAUGAACAGAGUAUGUGAGUUGUCAGAAUUUAAGGAAAGUCUUUUUACGAGUGAUGGUAUUAGCAAACCGAUCAUGAUGGUAACUGUAGAUGGUGGCCCAGACGAAAAUCCGAGGUAGUAUAAUUUUGUUUUUGAAGAAUGCAGGUCAAUAAAUGCAGUAACGAAUAAUGAGAUAUUUCUCUUUCCUGUGUUUUAUAGAUACAAGAAAACCAUCAAGUGCUCUAUAAGCUACUUUUUGCAGCAUGAUCUGGAUGCAUUUUACCUAGCUACAAAUGCUCCUGGUCGAAGCGCAUUUAAUCGAGUUGAACGACGCAUGGCCCCUCUUAGCCAUGAUUUGGCUGGAGUAGUUUUACCUCACGAUACCUAUGGAACUCAUCUCAGUGCGAGGAACGAGACGGUUGACAAAGAAUUAGAGGUAAAAAAUUUUGCCAAAGCUGGUGAGACACUGGCUGAAAUUUGGGGCAAGACUGUGAUCGAUGGGUAUGAUAUACUGUUGCUGAGUACAUUUCUCCGGAAUAUGAAACGCCCAUAUUGA
Molecule: messenger RNA, 1471 nt
Organism: Paramuricea clavata
Lineage: Eukaryota; Metazoa; Cnidaria; Anthozoa; Malacalcyonacea; Plexauridae
Source: the annotation of a GenBank genome assembly